AUGCUUCGCCAGCGACCAGUCAAUAUAGGCGUCUCAGGGGUAGUAAAGGAGUUCCACGUGAUCGACCGGAGACGGACACCGCUCGGUAACCUCUGGUCCGCUAAUGAAAUUCCUCCUUCCUCCCAAUCUCCGUGUUCUCUAGCUGAAACGAUGCCGCUAAUCUACCCUGAAUGUCCCGCUCGUACUCCAACGUCCAUCCAAGACCUCCCAUCUGAAGUCUUAAUCGAGAUCUUCACGUACCUUGCGCACAUCGACAGUCUUUCUCCGCUCACUACCGUCGCCUCCGUAUGUCAACCUUGGAGGUCCAUCGUUUUCAACGCACCAUCAGUGUGGCGGCUCAUUGUAUUGGAUAGCCGCGCGCGCGAUAUCAGCGCUCUCCAGACUCACGCGCUAUACUGGAUGAUGAAGAGUGAGCCUCUGGAGUUUGAUGUGGAGGUGAACGUUGCAGAGAGGGACGAUAUCCUCCUCCUCCUCUCCCCGUUUCUAUCUCAACCGCAGAAGCGGUGGCGUUCGUUUGCUUUGACUGGCCCAGACACCCAUGGAGUGUAUCUCUUGCAGAAUGUAGGCAGGACGACGAAAUUGGCUAUCUCCGUGCGUGGCGACAGUGGCAGUAUAGCGAGCGCAAUACUGGGAAUCCCUGAAGAAGAUGGCGUCAAAGACUCCGUCAACUUAGACAUUAGCCAGAACACUUUGGGAGUCGCCGUCGACGCCCUUCCAUCACCAUCUCGCAUUCACCCCAUCUAUUUGACAAUAAUACACAUAUGCGAUGCACUACCCGAGGUGUAUACGAAGCCCUCUGCGCUGCUGGCUUUUCUUGCCGCAUGUCCGAACUUGCAACAGUUCGUAUUUAUGGGAUGGACGCUGAGACGGGAUAUAGACGAAGACAGUGAUGGCCAAGACGGCCAUCAAACCUUUGUAGAAGAGAAACUCCCUGUUGUCUACCUCCCCCACCUUCAAGUCCUCCGCUUGCGCAGCACAUGCUCGACGCGCACCAUUCUGUCGCGUAUCCACACACCCACACUCUCCGAACUCUACUUAACCUAUCUCAACGUCGACUUCCCCCUACCGCCACACGUCGAUGAAGGAGACGAGGGCGACUCGGAUGACGAGAGCGGGGACUUCUCUCGGUCGCCAUCGAGUGAUCGGGCCACAGGGAUGGGUCUGAGGAAGCUGAUCAAGAGGUCGAAUCCCCCACUGAGGGUGCUGGAUAUGGAUUGCAGUGACAUGCGCACGAAAGACUUCCGAUAUAUCUUUGAUCAUCUCCACAAGCUGGAGGAGUUCAGCAUCGUCGCCUCGGAUUUGUCGGACAACGUCAUCAGGCUGCUAGCGCCGUAUUACGAGUCAUCGGGCAGAGGGACCGUAAAACUACGCGUACCCAGGCUGGGUGUACUGCGGCUGUUCGAUUGUAUAAGGGUAUCAGGUGAUGCUAUACUGGAGACGUUAAGUCGGCGCGCGGAAGUCAUGGUAGACUAUCAUUGCGGUGAGGGGACGUUCAGAGAGGUGUCGAUCAUGGGAUGCGAACGGUUUGCCCAGAUCCAUGGACAGGCGCUGCGUCCACGGCUUGGUGGAGCAGUGUUUCGCUAUGAUAUAUAA
Messenger RNA from Pleurotus ostreatus (oyster mushroom), 1593 nucleotides. RefSeq lists its product as uncharacterized. NCBI's taxonomy places the organism in Eukaryota, Fungi, Basidiomycota, Agaricomycetes, Agaricales, Pleurotaceae. The record is from RefSeq and is a predicted model, not a curated record. The coding region runs from base 1 to 1593 and encodes 530 amino acids. Gene Ontology annotation, molecular function: protein binding. The transcript has a single exon.